Molecule: messenger RNA, 3321 nt
Organism: Grus americana (Whooping crane)
Lineage: Eukaryota; Metazoa; Chordata; Aves; Gruiformes; Gruidae
Gene: UBE2I
Product: ubiquitin conjugating enzyme E2 I
Exons: 7
Coding region: 2251-2727 (158 amino acids)
Biological process (GO): protein sumoylation
Cellular component (GO): nucleus
Molecular function (GO): SUMO conjugating enzyme activity
Source: RefSeq, a predicted model, not a curated record
AAACUAACCAUGCACACAAAUUAUUGAAGAAAAUAAAAGUAGCAGUGAGAAGAAUAUCAUAUCUUCAGGUUUAAUACCCACUUAGUAUCUCAUUCCUUCCUGCUACUCCAUAAUUUCUGAGACUAAAAUAUAUAGUGAGAUGAUCUAUCUCAAGUUCCAGCAGAACUAAAGUUAAAUUCUUUUACUGAAGAGCUGCUAGAGAGUAUAUAUUGGCAAUUUGUUAAUAGAUUAAUUUGCUUUUGAGGGGAUGCUUACCUAACAGGAUCUUAAUUUUUGCAGUGGACUUUCAGUCGUCUUUGUCUCUAAUCUCUACUUGGUGGUAGUUUGUCUAACCAAAGCCUGUGGAGACCAUAUAUGUGAAGCCUAUGGUCUCUCAUAUACAUUAAAACUUUGGAUGUAGUCAGUCAGUGCUUAAUUAAGUCAAAUGCCUCACAACUUGAAAAGGUAUUUAUAGAGCAUAAGAAAAUCUUUAAUUUACUAAUGCACAGUAUAGUGCAUAACCAGUUGCAAAAGCAAGCAAGAUAGAGCCUGAAAAAUCGGAUUUCUUCUGUUGAAAAGUUGAUUAGCAAUGUUCUGUAGAAUGUACAUUGUUUAUAUGCCCUCUGAGAAGCUGGCAUUUCCCUUGGGGGGCAUGUAAUUAAUUGGCUGUUAGCCACAGGAAAUACAAUUCAUGUAUUUGAAAGCAUCAUGUAAUAUUUCUUGGCAGAAAAGGUAGCUGAGUUGUAAACCAUUCAAAUAUUCUUAGAUAGUUUAGUCAGCAUAAAUAACUUUCAUAAAUUACUAUAGGAAGGUUAGUAUUAUUGCGGUGGACCACCAGGUACUAACAGCACAACUGAAAUUCUGCUGUAUAUUCAGUAGUUCAUUUACAUCUGUUAGAAGGGCUCACAAAAUAUUUAAAAUUACUCCCUGUAUAAUUAGGUUAAGGGAGAGGGGUUUUCUGUUCUGACAGUAUCUCUUCAGUGGCUCCACAUUUCCUGCAUGUGAACAAACUAAAAUCUGAAGUGGUAUGUACAAUUUGUGUUGACUAAGUCCUGCAAAUCUUCUGACAUAACCAAGAUACAGGUGCAUGUGUUGGGAAUACUAGAGGAAUAUUGAAUAGAAUAUAGGAUUUUUUGUGUGUGUUUACUGAGUGUUAAUGGUCCCUUUUUAAAAAGCUUUAUCUGACACAAAUUUAAUUACUAGUUUGAAGUUGAAAUUAUGGAUUAUGGCCAUCCAUGCAAAAUCGACUUUGAAAAAAGCUAAAAGGAGGAAUUUGAAAUACCAGCUGUCGUGGGGGCUGCAUAAAACUCUUAAUCUGGUGCUUUUAAAGACUUUUAAGGUGGCUGCACUGCUAAGCCAUUUUUCAUGAUGUGUAAAUGCUUAAAUUGGAAGUGUGCUGUCUUGUAAUCUCUAAAGGGUAUGGCAGAUGAAUAUGAGAUGAACAUAUUUACAUAUCUUGCAUGGAAUAGGUCAGUGCCUGGUAAAUCUCUUCACGAACAUCAUGCUGAAGGGCAGAGCGUGAACGUGUGAGAUUUUUAAAACAUGGAUCUUUGUGAGCUACAAUUCAUAUGGUUAUAGUAGUAGAAUGCAAUACUCUUGCAAGCAAUCUAUAUAUUAAUAGAAUGUGAAUUUUUGCCUAAUUCUCAACCAGUGUUUAAAUGUUUGUUUUGAUAGAGUGUUAAUGCUUCUUUCAUUAAUUCUGUGAGUUUGUUUAGUGGAAGAAGUCUACUCUCCUGGCUGUCAUAAAGGCUUGUUAGCUACAUGUGGAGUUGAGAACAAAUUGGCCUGACUUCCCCAACUGCCAAGUAUCUGCUCUGAUGUAAAAUGGCUAGAAGUUCAUAGGGAGGAGGAUUAAAAACCUUCAUUGGAGUUUGACCAUGUGGCUGUUGAAACCCUGAGUUUAGAUACAGUUUAGCAGUGAAAAAUAAACUCUCUCUCGGACUGCUGUUCUGGGUUGAAUGGAGAAUCCUCCCCUGAAUUUGAAAGCACCACUCUGUUGCAACCAUGGUGUCUAGAACUGUUCUUGUGUCAUACGCAGUAGUGACCUGUGCUCUGCGUGUUUUUCCUGCAGUCUGUCACCAUUGUUUGGCUGUUACUAAGGCAGUGGAAGUGCAGAAAGAUCAUUCAGUCUGUACUGGAAUUGAAAACCUGCCUUGUGGAAUGAGCGGGCCGCUGGCUGUUCCUUAGCUCAGUUCUGUAUUGCUGGCUGUUCCUGCUGCUGUGUAGAACUUGUAUAGAGGCAUCACUGCAAAGCUGAGAGGGACUCUGAAUAUGUCUGGCAUAGCUCUUAGCAGACUUGCACAGGAGAGAAAAGCCUGGAGAAAAGAUCAUCCAUUUGGAUUUGUAGCAGUACCUACAAAAAAUCCAGAUGGCACGAUGAAUCUAAUGAACUGGGAGUGUGCUAUUCCAGGAAAGAAAGGGACACCAUGGGAAGGAGGCUUAUUUAAACUACGCAUGCUUUUCAAGGAUGACUACCCUUCUUCGCCCCCAAAAUGUAAAUUUGAACCGCCGUUAUUCCACCCAAACGUGUAUCCUUCAGGCACAGUGUGUCUCUCCAUCUUAGAGGAGGAUAAGGACUGGAGGCCAGCAAUCACAAUUAAACAGAUCUUGUUAGGAAUACAAGAACUUCUAAAUGAACCAAAUAUUCAAGACCCAGCUCAAGCAGAGGCUUACACAAUUUACUGCCAAAACAGAGUGGAAUAUGAAAAGAGGGUUCGAGCACAAGCCAAGAAGUUUGCACCAUCAUAAGCUUCUGUCAUGCAGCAUCUUAAAAAGGAAGGGAUUGGUUUGGCAAGAACUUGUUUACAAAACUUUUGCAAAAUCUAAUGUUGCUAUGUACAAUUAAUAUCCACUUAGGGGAGGGGGUUGUAUGUGUGCCAUUUUCCAUAUUCGCCACUUGUAUACAGUUCUAAAUUUGCUGAAUUGCCCCCAGUUUUUUCAUACAGGGUCUCUUCCUUCAGUCUUUUGUAUUUUUGAUUGUUAUGUAAAACUUGCUUUUAUUUUAAUAUUGAUGUCAGUAUUUCAACUGCUGUAAAAUUAUAAACUUUUAUACUUCUAUAAAUUCACUAGUAUCUCUAGUUACUUUGCUAUCUGAUGCAGGCAUGCUUUAAAAUGUUAGAACUAUAUUUAGCCUCUAGCUGGCUGUAUGAAAAAAAAAAUCAUGCCCUCCACCCCCUUCCCUCCCUGAAUUUGUUUUUCUAUCUUUCAGAAACUAGGUUGUUAUUGCUUAAGAGCCUCUGAGAUCCAAAGUCAGCCAGCAUCCUUAUUCUGCAUCACUUCCUUUGUGUUUAUAUGGCGUUCUGUCUGUGUUGCUGUUUAGAGUAAAUAAACUGUUUAUAUAAA